AUGGUUGUGAUCAACAAGGUCUCCAUUGCCCUGGUGGCUGCUCUGGCUGCUAUGGGUCAGGCUACCCACGAGGGUCUCCACGCUCGUCGUGUUCACCAGGUUCGUUCAGUCAGCGCCGUCGAGGAGUCUACCUCUACCGUCCUGGUUGUACCUACCCCUGUUGCACCUGCUCCCGAGGAGUCUGCUCCCCCCGCUGAGACUCCCUCCGUGGAGCCCUCCGUGCAGCCCUCUGCCGCUCCCUCUGUUGCUCCCACUUCCUCUGUGGAAGCUGUUGCUCCCAGCUCGGUCCCCAGCGCUCCUUCUGUGGCUCCUAGCGCUCCCUCUGUGGCCCCCAGUGUUGCUCCCAGCGCUUCCUCCGUGGCCCCCGUGGCUUCCAGCUCUGCCUCCAGCUCUGCCCCCAGUGCCGUUGUCAGCUCAUCCUCUGUGGCCCCUAGUGUGAUUUCUAGCGCUUCUUCCGUCGCUCCUUCAAGCGUCCCUGUUAGUUCUUCCGCCGGUGCUGACAGCACUUCUUCUUCUGCUGCUGUCUCGGCCUCUGCUAGCAUCUUGCCUGCCUCUUCCACCAAGCCUGUGGUCACCCGUACUCCCAUUGGCGUCAAGCCUUCCGGAACUCCUUCGGCCACUCCUUCCGGUACCCCCUCUGGACGUCCCUCCGGUAUCUCUUCCGUCAACCUGAGCAGCACCGCUGCUCCUAGCCAGGAUGCCGUGACCACCAGCGCCGAGGUCGUGACAUACACUGUCACCUCUGGUGCUUCGUCCAGCGUUGUUACCACUACCAUCUACCGUACCUACACCCUGGAACACACCGUCACUGCUACUGGUACUGGACCUCAGGCCAGCGUCACUAAGCCCGGCCAGGUUGGUGAUAACCAAACCAAGCCUGCCGAGGACACCACCGAGACCACUACCAACACCCUCCACUCCACCAAGACAGAGACUGUCACUAUUGUUGAGGUUCCCACCAGCUCCAGCUCUGCUGGCUCUGGUAACGGAUCUGGAAACGGUGCUGGUAGCGAUUCUGGUGCUUGCAGCCCCGUUACCGUCACUGCUACUGUCACCGAGACUGUCACUGCUGGCUCCACUGAGACCUCUGCCCCCGUCAACCACCAGGGAGGUGGUGAUGACAGCGAGGAUGCCCAGAGCUCCUCCGCUCAGACUAUCGCUCCUCUCCCCACCAGUGUCACCACCCGCAUUCCUGCCCCCGGUGCCCACACUCACACCCCCCACACUCGCACUCCCACUCCUACUCCCUCCAGCAGCUUUGUGACCCGGACUCCCUCUGCUUCCGCCAGUGUGAAGCCUUUCCCUCACCCCAGCGGCCCUGCUCCCAGCGGAGCCCCCAGUGGCAAGCCCGUCCUUGCCAACUGGCGCCGUCACCUCUUCUAA
This is a messenger RNA of Penicillium salamii, 1383 nucleotides long. NCBI's taxonomy places the organism in Eukaryota, Fungi, Ascomycota, Eurotiomycetes, Eurotiales, Aspergillaceae. The record is from the annotation of a GenBank genome assembly.